CUAAAACCACCCGAGGCGGUAAUCCCUCGACUCCCCGCCCCACUCCAGCCGAACCACGCGGCGUGACGAAAGGAGCAACUUUCGACCUCGGUGCUCCUCGGGGCAACCUACACUACCCACCUCGGGCGGCGGAGCAGCGGCGGCGGCGGCGGCCGAGAGCAGAGUCAGAAAGACAGACAGACAUACAGACGCCUUCCACUCUGGCUCCGUCACCAAGGCCAAAGGAUGAGGUCAGCCUCGGCCAAGAACCGCUAGGGCGUCAAAGACAGACAGACAGACAGUGGGGCAGCUUCAUCAAAGACCAAGCAGACCGAGGCAAAGAAGGAGGGGGAGGCACUUUGCCAAUGGCACCGCUCGGGCAAUGUCAGUGGCGUCAUGCUGGGACCGUCGAGGAAGGUAGGUGACAGACACCGGAGAGACCCUCGAAGUCCUCGUCCUCGUCGUCAUCGUCAUCGAGUGCGAAGGGAUGUAACCCCUUUAGCGCUGUCGAUGAUUGGAAUAUGCUCGCGCCACGGCUUCGAGCACCGAUUGCGUAGGCUCCCGCAUCCUCGACACGCACGCACGCACGCACGCACGCACGCACGCACGCACCCCUUGACUCGAUGUUCGCACGCUGAUCCCGAUAGAGGUGCCCGGAGAAGACCUUGGGAGCGAGUGAGUAGUAUUGGCCCGCUUGCCUUUUCCCACUCGCCACUCCCUUCCCAGUGUAUGACAAUACGACUCGCUGUGAGACAAGUUCUCACGCUCAACCGCACGGCCUCCGGGACUUUUGCCAAUCACAGAUCUAGCCCACGGCAUACGCGCCGGGGACUUUCUCUUCCCUAGACGUAUGGCUUGCACGUCUAGACUUUUUUUGAGUGUUCCUUGAUUGGCAUUGAGAUCG
Messenger RNA from Microstroma glucosiphilum, 883 nucleotides. RefSeq lists its product as hypothetical. The transcript has a single exon. NCBI's taxonomy places the organism in Eukaryota, Fungi, Basidiomycota, Exobasidiomycetes, Microstromatales, Microstromataceae. The coding region runs from base 376 to 825 and encodes 149 amino acids. The record is from RefSeq and is a predicted model, not a curated record.